Beta vulgaris subsp. vulgaris (sugar beet) is the source of this 2045-nucleotide messenger RNA. RefSeq names its product wax ester synthase/diacylglycerol acyltransferase 6. The transcript is spliced from 7 exons. Gene Ontology annotation, biological process: triglyceride biosynthetic process. Bases 440 to 1945 code for a protein of 501 amino acids. The record is from RefSeq and is a predicted model, not a curated record. Gene Ontology annotation, molecular function: long-chain-alcohol O-fatty-acyltransferase activity; diacylglycerol O-acyltransferase activity. NCBI's taxonomy places the organism in Eukaryota, Viridiplantae, Streptophyta, Magnoliopsida, Caryophyllales, Amaranthaceae. Gene Ontology annotation, cellular component: plasma membrane.
AGUAGUAUUAGUUUUCUAUGGUGGUAAACUACCCAUUAAAAAUCAUAAAUUGAAAUAAUUAAUUUUACUAAGUUGAACUCCACUAAUUAUUACUAUCGAUCUCUAAUAGAUAGACAAAGUUAGUUUUCCCAUUCUCUAUCAAUAAGCUAGUAUUCUACUAAAAUAGAACAAAAUUAUCCAAAAAUCUUUCUGUAAUCACCCUUGAUGGAGCAGCUCUAAAAGCUAUGAGAUGUUCUCGAUACAGCUUUCAUAUGACAGCGAAGCAUAAAAAUAAAAUAAAGGAAAAAAAACUUGGGUUAUAUAUAAAAAAAAAAAUGUAAAUUAUAGUAGUUGUGUUCAUAUUCCUUUCUCUUCUCCUAACUUCUAACUUAUAUGGUCAGAAAAUAAAAAUUAGAAACCAAAAAAAUAGGGAUUUAUCUGUCCAAUAACCUAACGCCAGAUGGCGUGUGGGCAGUGGUUGAAGCCGAUCAACACAACAAGAAAUAAAACAGAAGAUGAGGUGGUGGAGCCGCUAAGUCCGGCGUCGCGUUUGUUCCACGCGCCGCAGCUGAACUGCUGUAUAAUAGCUAUGGUUGGGUGUAAAACCAUGAUUAAUGUUGAGGUUAUUAAAGAUGGGAUUAACCAAACCAUGGUUAAGCAUCCUCGGAUCUCCAGCAAGUUGGUAUUUCAUCCCAAGAAACAUGGCAAACCAGUUGGAUGGAUUCGUACCAAGGUGAACGUAGAUGAUCAUGUUAUUGUUCCGAAUUUGCAUUCUCAUAUAAACUCACCAGAUAAAUUUGUUGAAGACUAUGUUACAAACUUAACUCAAACUCCCAUGGACUUAACAAAGCCACUAUGGGAAAUCCACAUCCUAAACAUCAAAACAAAGGAUGCUAACUCCAUUGCAAUCUUCCGAAUACACCAUUCAAUAGGAGAUGGUGUUUCUCUUAUGUCCCUAGUCCUUGCUUGUACUCGAAAAACCUCGGAUCCGAACGCAGUUCCUACGUUUCCUACAGAGGACAAGAAGAAGAAGAAGUUGUUUGAGAAUAGUAGCUCAUUUUGGUUGUUAAGUUGCUUCUUGUGGUUGUGGUUUGCUUUGAAGAUGUUGUGGAAUACUAUUGUAGAUUUAUGCUUCUUUUUGGCUACUAUGAUUUUUCUCAAGGACACCAACACUCCUGUGAAAGCUUCUCGUGGGACUGAAAAGGGUCCUAAAAAGUUUGUGUAUAGGAUUCUUAGCUUGGAUGAUAUCAAGUUGGUGAAGAAUGUCAUGAAUGUGACGAUAAACGAUGUGAUUGUGGGGAUUACUCAGGCAGGUCUGUCGCGUUACCUUAACAGGAAGUAUGGUGAGUCUAAAGGAGAUCAAAAUGUCCAGCAAAAUCAUUUGCCUCAACAUAUCCGCCUUAGAUCAACCCUCCUUGUAAACAUCAGACCAACUUCCAAAAUUCAGGAUUUAGCAGAACAAAUGGAAUCAAACGAUCCCAAGAGAAAAUGGGAAUGGGGGAACUCAAUUGGUUACAUCCUUCUCCCAUUCGACAUUGCAUUAAGAGACGACCCAUUAGAUUACAUACGCAAAGCUAAGACCACCAUCGACAAGAAGAAACAAUCUCUCGAAGCAGUUUUCACAUUUAUAUGCGCGGAAUUUAUUCUAAAGGCACUAGGCCUUGGGGUUACUGCUACUAUAACACACAGAGCUCUAUCCAAUGCUACCUUGUCCUUCUCAAAUGUAGUCGGUCCAAAGGAAGAAAUAAGCUUUUAUGGUCAUCCCAUGACUUUCCUUGCUCCUAGCGUUUACGGCCACCCACAUGCUUUGACAGUCCAUUUUCAGAGUUAUAUGGAUCAAAUGACUUUGGUUCUAGCAGUUGAUCAAAAUGUGAUUCCUGAACCACACAGACUAUGUGAUGAUAUUGAGGAAUUUCUUGCAUUUGCAAAAGAAGCAGCUCAAAAGAAGAAAAUCUUCCAUAUCUAGAAAUUAGAACAAAUGUAUUGUUUACACGAAUAGAUUAAUUAUAUAUAGAGCAAUACACACUUUUUUUUCCCAAAACAAUACAACAUUAAAUUAAUGAUCA